AUGGCUUUUGGUGUUUCAUCCUUGUGGUUGGCUCCCGAAGUCAACCCGGUCAAUUUCAAAGCACGAACAAUUCCUAUGUUGAACCCGAUCAACAAGUAUGGACGUGUAUAUUUCUUCUCCUGGUUUGGAUUCAUGAUAGCCUUUCUGGCUUGGUAUAGCUUCCCGCCUCUUCUCUCUGAUGCUAUCAAGCAUGAUUUGAAGUUAACUCAAAACGAAAUCGCCAACUCCAACAUCAUUGCACUUACCGCCACUCUUCUUGUUAGACUUGUUGCCGGUCCAGCUUGCGACGCUUUCGGCCCCCGAAAGACAUUUGCAGCAUGUCUCCUUAUUGGUGCUAUUCCUAGUGUGCUCGCUGGUACGAUUCAUAAUGCUAUGGGACUUUAUUUCAUUCGAUUCUUUGUUGGAAUCCUAGGUGGUUCAUUCGUUCCAUGCCAAGUAUGGUCCACAGGGUUCUUCGACAAGAACAUUGUUGGUACAGCGAACUCUUUCACAGCAGGUCUUGGAAACGCUGGUGGCGGUAUCACUUACUUCGUUAUGCCUGCUGUCUAUGACUCGCUACGUCGCCAACAACAUCUGACUGAGCAUGUCGCGUGGAGAGUCUCCUAUGUUGUUCCAUUCAUCAUGAUCACAGCAGUCGCCAUCGCCCUAUUUCUCCUCUGUGAAGAUACACCAACUGGAAAAUGGUCCGACAGACACUUAGCUAUCCAACAAAACCUCCAAUCCCACGGUGUCCGCGCCGAAGGACUCGUUGACGUUCCUGGCUCCAUCACCGAUAAACACCCCACCGGCGAAUCACCAAACCCAAGCACCGAAAAGCAACUUGACGAGGAAGCCGACCUCGCCAAAGCCAAACACGGCUCCUUCGAUCACGAAGCCAACAUGGGCGAGCAAGAAAUGCUCGAUGCCGCCCGCGGCGAAGUCGUCCAAAAACCCACCUUCAAAGAAGCCAUGUCCGUGAUCUUCACGCCCCAAACCCUCGUCGUGGCCGGCUGCUACUUCUGUUCCUUCGGCGCCGAACUCGCCAUAAACUCCAUCCUCGGAGCCUACUACCUCAAACAAUUCCCUAAACUAGGCCAAACCGGCACCGGAAACUGGGCCGCCAUGUUCGGCCUCCUCAACGUCGUCUUCCGUCCCCUCGGCGGCAUCGCUUCUGAUUACUUAUACCGCCGCACCAGAACCGUGUGGUCGAAGAAGAUCCUCCUUCACGCCCUCGCUAUCAUGACGGGAGUCUUCCAAAUCAUCAUCGGCAUCACCAACUCCCACAACCAAUCCACUAUGUUCGGACUAAUCGCCGGCAUGGCAUUCUUCCUUGAAGCUGGAAACGGCGCGAAUUUCUCCCUCGUACCGCAUAUUCAUCCCUUUGCCAAUGGCAUUAUAAGUGGUGUUACCGGUGCGUGUGGAAACUUAGGUGGUAUCGUGUUUGCGGUUAUUUUCAGGUAUAAUAUGAAGGAUUAUGGGAAGAGUGUGUGGAUUAUUGGCGUUAUGACUAUCGCGAUCAAUUUGGCGAUUUGUUGGAUUAAACCGAUUCCUAAGGGGCAGAUUGGGGGCAGAUAA
Glarea lozoyensis ATCC 20868 is the source of this 1554-nucleotide messenger RNA. RefSeq names its product MFS general substrate transporter. The record is from RefSeq and is a predicted model, not a curated record. Bases 1 to 1554 code for a protein of 517 amino acids. Gene Ontology annotation, molecular function: nitrite transmembrane transporter activity; nitrate transmembrane transporter activity. Gene Ontology annotation, cellular component: membrane. The transcript has 2 exons. Lineage: Eukaryota; Fungi; Ascomycota; Leotiomycetes; Helotiales; Helotiaceae. Gene Ontology annotation, biological process: nitrate transmembrane transport; nitrite transport.